Cladocopium goreaui is the source of this 1412-nucleotide messenger RNA. The record is from the annotation of a GenBank genome assembly. NCBI's taxonomy places the organism in Eukaryota, Dinophyceae, Suessiales, Symbiodiniaceae.
AUGAAAUACACCAUGAAUCCUGCAGGCUGUACCACCUGGGAUGAAUGGGGCAUUGAUGCUUGGCAGACGAUACUGAAGAUCCUGGAAAGCGGUAGAUGGGUGCGCAACAAAUUCCACUUCCGCGAGGCCUGCCGACAGGCACGCAAAUUCUCGAAACCUGCGCUGGCAUCAUGCGGCUUUGCCCAGUUGCCGCUGCGCCAACGUCCACCGGAAGGAGAGGAGUUUGCCAACCUGGUGGAAGGUUUUCUCAAGGAUGAGCUUCUCGUGGCUUUGGAGAAGGAGUGGAGAUAUCCCUUGAUCUUGAAACCUGCACGAGGUGCAGGGAGUUACUACUGCCGAAAAGUGGAGUCCAAAGACGAGCUCCUGGAGAUUUUCGAUGCCUUGGAUGAGCGGUUCCGCAGCGAGAAGAAAACACCCCAGGAUGAUGUGAGUGCCGGCUGGAUCCUGGAAGAGUGGUUCAGCGGUCUGGAAGUGGAUGUGGAUGGCUGGGCCAAGGAUGGGGACGUGGAAUGGAUGUUGGUGUCGGACAACAAGGCCGUGCUAAGCCAUGCCUGCUGUGAGACAGGUGGCGUGUAUCCAUCCCAGCUGCCCAAAGACCUCGUGGAACUGCUGCGGGAACUCACACGCAAAGUCGUCCUAGCGUGUCCUGGGCUGCAUUCCGCCUUCCACUUUGAGGCCUUGAUCAACCCUGAAAGCAAGGAGGUGAUGCCCAUCGAGCUGAACUUACGCCUCGGUGGGGCUGAGUGCCCCUGUGGGGUGGAGGCAGUCACGGGGAUCUUCCUCCCCCUGGCAGCUGCGUGCUUGGCGCUGGGACAGCCGUUUCCAUGGCCCGUGCACUGCGCACCCAAGGUCAAGGUGGCUGCAUCCACCAAUGAAUAUGCCAGUCACGCUGGCAUUGUGGAAGCCUGUGAAGGGUCAGAGGAGCUGUAUGCCGACCCAGAUUUCCUUGGUGCGGCCUUCUUUGGAACCCAGGGUGCCACUUACGAGCCCAUGCGCGGCUCUAUGAGCUGCCUAUGUUGGAUUUGCGCGGGUGGUGGUGAUGCUUCUGAAGCUGCGGAAAAUUUGCAACGCUGUAUUUCCCUUUGCAAACUCAAGGUGCAGCUGUGAAACCGUUCAGCCAGGGAGAGCUGCGCUGCUGAAACUCUGGGCUGAUCGAGAUGUCCGCCGAUAACCAGGUUUCAGAACUUCACCUGGCGUCGCACCAGUCUACAUCCAUGAGAAAGAUGAUGAGCCAAAGGAAAAGAAAAGUGAGGCAAACACGUGAGAGAUGAGCUGAUGCGAGUUGUACAGAAACAAUUUCAAACCCAAAACUUGGGGUGCAAACGCAUAAAAGAGACAAAAGCAUGUAUGCUGCCCGCUGGCGGUGAGGUUGGGAUACCUUGAAAAAGAUGUGCAAAUGUUGUGAAACCACG